Messenger RNA from Monodelphis domestica (gray short-tailed opossum), 1752 nucleotides. It is a transcript of the gene POLR2E, whose product is annotated as RNA polymerase II, I and III subunit E. The record is from RefSeq and is a predicted model, not a curated record. Gene Ontology annotation, molecular function: DNA binding. Gene Ontology annotation, cellular component: RNA polymerase I complex; RNA polymerase II, core complex; RNA polymerase III complex. NCBI's taxonomy places the organism in Eukaryota, Metazoa, Chordata, Mammalia, Didelphimorphia, Didelphidae. Gene Ontology annotation, biological process: tRNA transcription by RNA polymerase III; transcription by RNA polymerase II; transcription elongation by RNA polymerase I.
UGAGCUUCGCGCAGACGCACUCGCCUCGCUGUUUGAGUUCGCACAGACGCACAAGCCUCCUUUAGGGUCCUCAUUCGGUAGUGCAUGGUUCGUGGACCACUCGAGAGCGCUUAGUUUCCUUUGCUUCCCGACGUGAUAUGGAUGACGAAGAGGAGACCUAUCGGCUAUGGAAGAUCCGUAAGACCAUCAUGCAGUUAUGCCAUGAUCGGGGCUACUUGGUGACCCAGGAUGAAUUAGAUCAGACUUUGGAAGAGUUCAAAGCCCAGUUUGGGGAUAAACCUAGUGAAGGACGGCCUCGACGAACUGAUCUGACUGUAUUAGUGGCUCACAAUGAUGACCCCACUGACCAAAUGUUUGUCUUCUUCCCAGAGGAACCAAAGGUUGGUAUAAAGACCAUCAAGAUGUACUGUCAGCGAAUGCAAGAGGAGAACAUCACCAGGGCCCUCAUCGUGGUGCAACAGGGCAUGACACCCUCUGCCAAGCAGUCACUGGUUGACAUGGCUCCCAAGUAUAUCCUAGAGCAGUUUCUACAGCAGGAGCUACUCAUCAAUAUCACAGAACAUGAGUUGGUUCCAGAGCACGUUGUCAUGACAAAAGAGGAAGUCACUGAGCUGUUGGCACGAUAUAAGCUUCGAGAAAACCAGCUGCCCAGAAUCCAGGCUGGAGAUCCUGUGGCACGUUAUUUUGGAAUAAAACGAGGACAGGUGGUUAAGAUCAUAAGGCCCAGUGAGACUGCAGGCAGAUAUAUCACUUACCGACUGGUGCAGUAAUGGACUGCUUCCUUCCCAAAAAGCAUCCCUGGAGCUAUGUCAACCAGACCUGGGAAGGGCCCGACUUCCACGUGACUAAUCGUGUGCUGCUGUGCAUGCUGCCCAACCUGGUGAAGAAAGCAUGGGUUUUCUUGCUUGUUCAACAGGACUGGAACUGGAGACAAGAAAUGACGCGGGUUCACAAAAUAAAAUGUACGUCACAGCUCUUGUAUCUUGGUCUCUCAACCACCCUUUGCAGAGCUGCCCCAAAUCUGGCUAGUAAGCUGCUCCGAUGAUCACACUGCCUCUAGGGCAAAUGACUAACAACUCCUCUUUGACCUUUCCUCUCUUCCCAUCAUGCACCGACUCCCGUGUUCCUCUGGAGAAACAGCUUUCCUUUUCUGAUUCUGCUGAUGCCUUUUGUAGGCUUUACCUCAUACCUGCAGCCCCUUCCUUAAUUUUUGCCUAUUGAAGUUACUCUCAUUCAUUCCUAGCUUUAGGGAGCCAUUUCUUUCAUGAAACCACAUCUUGGUAAAGUGGCAUGGUGGAAGCGGGCAUCAGACUGAGGAAGAAGAGUCUGAAAUCUCACGUGCUUUUCGUGUCACUAUUAAAUGGCAGCCCUACCAUGGAGGGUUUUAAAAAAGCUUCUUAGUUCUAAGAAGAGCGGUAAGGGCUAAAUGAAUUGCCCAGGGUCACAGGGCUAAGACAAGUGUCUGAGGCCCGAUUUGAACUAGGUCCUCCCACUUCCUACCUACCUGCCCCUCUAUCAUAGGGUUUUUGUGAGAGUGAAAUGGAUGUCAAGUGCUUUGCGAAUCCCAAAGCACUAUAUGAACACCAAGUUAUUUAUUUCUCCUGUAAAAAUGAUCUCCCCUCUCAUUUUCUAGUUUUAGAUUUUACCUUCAUUCUACUUUGUUUUGUACUUGUUUGCACAUACUCUGGGAUGUGUCGUUUUUCUUUUUUGUAUCCCCAAGUGCCUAGUACUCAAUAAACAGUUUAAUUGAAA